CGCCCACGCCGGAGCGACCACGCACUGCGAGCGGUCCCGGCGCUGGAGAGGCCGCGGGGAGUCGGGAGUGGGCUGCAGCCGCCAUGGUCUCCGUCGGGACCAACACGGACCUCAAAGGGCUUGUUCACUGCCAUUUGCCAAAGUUAUCACACAAACAUGGGAUGAUUCCAACGCAUUACGUGAUGCCCUGGAAAGAAGACAUGAAGAACAGGAAAUUCACUUUAAAGCAUGCAGAGGUUGUUGGGGUAUAUACUGGUGCCACAGAAGAUAGUCUGUUUUUGGAGCACAGAGAAAGACUUUGCCAUGGAGAAGAAAGAAAACACAUACGGGAGAAAAUUCCUCAGGAAAUAAUGAUUGCAGAUAUUCCCAUAUAUUCUCAUCUCUCCAGAUACCAGAAGUCUGUGAUUGCUCAUGCAUGGAGGAUGAAAUUCUGACCUGCUUUUUCCCUCAAUACAGUCAUGUUUGAACUGUAUAGGCUAUGAAGUUUAAAUCUGCUGCAAGAAAAAAACUGCGUGGUGCUUUUUUUCUCUCUUUAAAAUAGAAUUAACAUGUUUUUAAAGCUGAUUAGAUGUUCUAUUUGAAAUGAAAAAUAAGUUCUGUCUGCAAUUUGACCUGCAUAUUUUUGAUUAGGGAAGGGAGAAUCUCAAAAGUUUCAGACUUCCCAGUUCGAUUUAGAUAAGGCGCAUACAGACAUUUGGAUGCUUAUCUGAAGUUUAUACAAACCUUUAGACUCUACUCAGCUUUCCACCACCAUCUCCAAGAGACUGGUAUCAAUCCCAUUCUUUAUCCUCUAUUGUUUUCUUGGAGAGAGUCCCACUAGCUGUCUACCAGCCCUCCUUACAUCUUCUAAGGGUGACUAGCUAGCUUCCUCUCCUGGCUCUUCAGGGGGCAGCUGGCUGGUUCACUUCCCUCUUCCUUUUGUUUAGGUGAUAGUUGCAUUCCUCCCCCUAUCUCCAAAUGCUAGGCAGGUAGCAACAUCAGGAUCUGGAAAUUGUCCAACUGAUACUGUUGCAGCUGUUGCACUUGACUCAGCUCUAGGUCUGAAUUGCUUCCAAGUAUAUUAUAGUAAAAAGAAAUUCCCAUUAUUGGCUGAUGGAGGAAUUAUGGGUUUACAAAGCCACUGAAAUCAUGGGGAAGUAAAGGAGACAAAAUUUGGAGAAAUACUAAAGGGUCAUCAGUUAAAAAGGUGCUGAAAGGCUGAACAAAUAUAAAUAGAAAUAAAUAAAAUACAUAAAUGAGAACAGUUGGUUCCAGUCAUACAGGAGCUCUCUGUAUGGAAUCAAUUCCACUUGUCAAUCAAGAACAGAUGCCAUUAAAAUGAUUUAAUUGAAUUUUGCAUUAUAAUGGCUCUUUAGUCAUAAUUGCUUAUUCUAAAAAUGCCACAGGUUCAAACUUCAGAGAGUGAGAAAUGGGGAAGAAAGAAAAUGAAAAACCUUUUAAAUUUAAAAGCUGCUAUGUAUUUAUAAAUGUUCUGGGAUAAAAAACAUACUUUUGCAUAACCAGUUUUGUUUAUAUUUCACAUCUGC
Messenger RNA from Malaclemys terrapin pileata, 1526 nucleotides. RefSeq names its product testis expressed 43 (gene SPMIP10). The record is from RefSeq and is a predicted model, not a curated record. The transcript has 3 exons. Lineage: Eukaryota; Metazoa; Chordata; Testudines; Emydidae. The coding region runs from base 84 to 434 and encodes 116 amino acids.